AUGCUUCUCUCGUUACCUGCCUUACAUCUUCAGACCUCCGAAUACCAUCCUCUCCUCCAGCUGUCACACGGAAGGCUCGGACCAUGGUGCAGUCCCACCAGCUCCCCUGCCCCCCUCUCCCGUGAGCCUGGCUGCGGGGAGGGAUCAUGGAUACUUGUCUGCCGGCUUCUGGUUCCCACGCAAGUAAGCCUGCUGUCAAUGGAGGAGGACAUUGAUACCCGCAAAAUCAACAACAGUUUCCUGCGCGACCACAGCUAUGCGACCGAAGCUGACAUUAUCUCUACGGUAGAAUUCAACCACACGGGAGAAUUACUAGCGACAGGGGACAAGGGGGGUCGGGUUGUCAUAUUUCAACGAGAGCAGGAGAGUAAAAAUCAGGUUCAUCGUAGGGGUGAAUACAAUGUUUACAGCACGUUCCAGAGCCAUGAACCCGAGUUCGAUUACCUGAAGAGUUUAGAAAUAGAAGAAAAAAUCAAUAAAAUCAGAUGGCUCCCCCAGCAAAAUGCAGCCUACUUCCUUCUGUCUACUAACGAUAAAACUGUGAAGCUGUGGAAAGUCAGCGAGCGCGACAAGCGGCCAGAGGGUUACAACCUGAAAGAUGAGGAGGGCCGGCUCCGGGAUCCUGCCACCAUCACAACCCUGCGGGUGCCUGUCCUCAGACCCAUGGACCUGAUGGUGGAGGCCACCCCGCGAAGAGUAUUUGCCAAUGCACACACAUAUCACAUCAACUCCAUAUCAGUCAACAGCGACUAUGAAACCUACAUGUCAGCUGAUGACCUGAGGAUUAACCUAUGGAACUUUGAAAUAACCAAUCAAAGUUUUAACAUCGUGGACAUUAAGCCGGCCAACAUGGAGGAGCUCACGGAGGUGAUUACGGCGGCCGAGUUCCACCCCCAUCACUGCAACACCUUCGUGUACAGCAGCAGCAAAGGGACAAUCCGGCUGUGCGACAUGCGGGCGUCGGCCCUGUGUGACAGGCACACCAAAUUUUUUGAGGAGCCAGAAGAUCCGAGCAACAGGUCGUUUUUCUCCGAAAUUAUCUCUUCAAUUUCGGAUGUGAAGUUCAGCCACAGCGGGAGGUACAUCAUGACCAGGGACUAUCUGACCGUUAAAGUCUGGGACCUCAACAUGGAAAACCGCCCCAUCGAGACUUACCAGGUCCAUGACUACCUCCGCAGCAAGUUGUGCUCCCUCUACGAAAACGACUGCAUUUUUGAUAAAUUCGAGUGCGUAUGGAAUGGGUCAGACAGUGUCAUCAUGACCGGCUCCUACAACAACUUCUUUAGGAUGUUCGACCGAAACACCAAGCGUGACGUCACCCUGGAGGCCUCGAGGGAAAACAGCAAACCCCGGGCCAUCCUGAAACCGCGGAAAGUGUGCGUGGGGGGCAAGCGGAGGAAAGACGAGAUCAGCGUCGACAGCCUGGACUUUAGCAAAAAGAUCUUGCAUACAGCUUGGCAUCCUUCAGAAAAUAUUAUAGCAGUGGCGGCUACAAAUAACCUAUAUAUAUUCCAGGACAAGGUUAACUAG
Messenger RNA from Pipistrellus nathusii (Nathusius's pipistrelle), 1530 nucleotides. Lineage: Eukaryota; Metazoa; Chordata; Mammalia; Chiroptera; Vespertilionidae. The record is from the annotation of a GenBank genome assembly.